GUUGAGAACUCAGGCAGUUUACCUGCGAGGUAAAUAGCAUUAAAGGGGUUGAGAACUCAGGCAGUUAACCUGCCGAGGUAAAAGGGCCAUGUAGAUCUAUGCAUAGCCAACGGCCCAACAACACCCGUCCCAUGCUUCCUGCAGUAGUAGUACCAGUAUCGUCCUAGCGUCGUCAUAGCAUUCUUGACAUCCAAGGUAGAAGCGUCCCACCAUGGACGACAGAUCCAGUGCCUUUUCUGGUUCCACCGGUACUGAUGGCUACGAGACGCCUGAUGAAGAAGAAUCCCCAACCUCCAAGACGGUCCGAUUCGCUACAGAGUUAGUAGAACAAGAUAAUCCUCUUGACCCUGAUGUUGUCAAUGAUUCCCAGAUUGACAAGAAAAGGUGCAGGCUGAUGAGGAGGGUCUUUCACAGGUAUCCUCGCUGUUAUGCGUUCUGGAUAGGAAUGGUGUUCCCACUCUGGUUUCUGGUGUUUCUGAGCUUGCUUGGUGGCAAACUAUUGGGAGAUUUUGAGUUUGGUAAUGAAGUGGCGGCAAACAAUGAAGCCAUGAGGAACCAACUAUUGGAAAAAACGUAUGGUCAAGUGGUGUCUGAUUCAGUGGUUUACAGUCCACGGGCUUGCUAUACGCUUUACAGGCAGAGGAUUGCUGUGGAAAACCUUACCAACUUCUGGGCCUUCAUUUACGAUCAAGAUGAGAGCUUGCCGGACUUUCUGAACGGAACAGAAUCAAACUUCGAUGAAGAUGAUGUUAUCAGUCUCAACAUAACUGAUUUCAUCAAUUAUCUGGGUGAAUGCGGAAAGGUUGCGGAUAAUUUUACUGACACUGUUCAAGACACCUUCUUUGGUGACUUGGAUGUAUCAGUUGCUGGAUCAACCAGCCUCACAUUCAGCUGGAGUCGAUGUGUCAAUGACAGUGUCCCAGGUUCUUACAAUAAUGUUUUUCACCCAAGCUUGUCGCAAAUAUAUGCCGUCCACCCAAACAACCAAUCUGCGACAUUCCAAUCAGUUUGGAACGAAGAACAACAGCGACUAGAGGAUGAGUAUCUCCAGCAAUAUCGAGCCGACAAUACAUCAAAUGCUGGUUUGAAAGCAUUCAAUGACAGCAUCUUUGACGCUAGUGCUAAGCAUACUUGUGCUAUUAACAUUCCUGCAACAGCCUGGUUUUGGUUCACUGUGAUGACCACGGUGGGGUAUGGAAAUCAGGCUCCCAGCACUCUGGGGGGGCGAAUUCUUAUCUUCACCUUUGGCUCCUUUUCUAUUCUCAUGUUCGGUGGUGUCCUGGCAGCAUCCGGUGUGAUUACCUCACUUUUUGUGAAUGACUUUGCCAUACGACUGAGACUUCGACUACUUGCCAACAAAUUUGUUAUGAUUGUCGUAUGGGGUCUAUUGUGGAUAGGAUGGAUGACUUAUAUGGCUUCUCAAGCCAUUUAUUGGAGAAAGUGGCGUCUGUUAGAGGAAAUGUCAUGGGAAGAAGCACUUUGGUUUGCAUUUAUCAGCACCACAACUGUUGGUCUGGGGGAUUUCUAUCCAAAUCCUGAAGUCAUGUUCAUUUCGGAUUUGCUAUUCUUCUCGCUUUCGUUUCUUUUUGGUUUUGUCCUCAUCUCUGCUUUCCUGACAGAGAUGACACUGGUGUAUUACUCUCCGGAUUUGAGCGAAGAACUGGCCAAACGACUAAAAUAUGUCGGUGUUUUGCCAUGCAAGGGCUGGCUGCAUGGGCAACGGUCAGAUUUUGAUGAGUCCAGGACUCACGAAGAUGCAGAUCAAUUGUCCAACCAGGGAACACCAGCAAAAGAACCUGAUAUCCCAGGUUUACCGGAACAACCAUCAGAAAUUCCGUAGUUCCAAAGAAUCUGAUUUCAGUUGGUCAGCUAUGAGUGGAUCGUUGUCAUAUGGACCAGAGGUUGAUCUUGACGAGUUGGCGGUGGCAAACACCAUGUAAAGAAAUCAGGAUCGUGCCACGUUCAUGGGGCGUGGUUCAAAGGGUGUCCCACCUCUUGAAAGAGAAGUUGCACGAGUGGAGGGAGAGCCUUUUUGGUUUCUAGGCAAAAACAGCCAUGUUCCACAAGAGUUCAGCUAGUGCUGGGUCGAUCAUGCAUACGAUGUGUGCCUCAUUGUUUAGUUACCAAAAGGCUGCCCUUCUGAGAUGGUCCAUGUUGAACUGGAUCUCAUCUCACCACGACCUGUCUCGUCUCCACAUUCAGAUCGGCCGACUUCUGUGAGUUGGCCAUGUCUGUCAACUCAAAAUGCAACUGAUAUAAGAAUAGAGGAAACAUAGGAAGCGUCCUGAUUUUUCUC
Molecule: messenger RNA, 2296 nt
Organism: Seminavis robusta
Lineage: Eukaryota; Bacillariophyta; Bacillariophyceae; Naviculales; Naviculaceae
Source: the annotation of a GenBank genome assembly